GCGUCACCAAAUGUCUGUCCGUCUGUAUGCGCACCACAGUGUCUACAAAGCCAUUCCAUCAUUCUCGUACCAAUUCAGAGGAUUUUCGUUUAUUGGUCUUGGAAACGUGACAAUUGAGGUGGAUCAGUUCUAUGGUCGCUUCGAUUCUCUGUGGGCUAUGAUGUCGACUGUCAAACUGGAAGUGGCGAAUGAUCGCAGAUAUCCUGCUGUGUUUUACUUCAGAGAAUGCACGGAUAUCAGAAUAGAAAAUUUCAAUUUUCACAUUUCUCACGACUUUCCCAGUGUGGCUGGUCUCACGUUUGAUCUCUCGUCGGACGUUGUUGUCGAAAACUGCUCAUUUUCUGAAGUGGCACGUGACUCGUCUGCUAUUGUUGUUGUUCAUCCUGUUGGCUCCACUCUCUUGUCUGAUAUCCUUAUUAAAUCUCUACACGGUAAGGGAGGAUACCAUCAACUGAUUCUUGUAGCAUUCAGUGGUUUUGACGAUGAGUCAAACUCCACUCCAAAGUUGCAAUUGGUUGCUGUAACUCUAAUAAAUGUGAGAAUUACCGACAUUGUGGCUGUAGACUAUAAACCACAGUCUGUGGAGCAACUUCUGUCUGGAAAAAUUCAGUAUCCCAACUAUGACUACAAGGAAAACUGGAAAGCGGCAACGGCUAUUUUAGUACUGUUCAGGAAGGGAUCUCUAGCUAGAGUAUUGAGGAUGCAAAACUGUGUUAUCCAUAAUGUAAAGCCAAACGACAACAGAUCGCCAGUCACUAUACAGUUUGAAGAUGCUUCUCUUGAUCUUGUUGAAAUGGAAAAUUGUAGUUUUUCUAAUAACUUUGGCUCGGUUGGAGGAUCUGUGGCUGCCUUUUUUGACAAGAAUCUAGGCAACACUGAGAUAGCAGCUAACCACAUUCUUUUCAAGAACUGUACGUUUAGAAAUAAUUCCGCUCUUUUCAAUGGUGGUGCUGUUUUUGUGGACUACCUUACUGACGCUGCUGCUAAUGACGUUAGAUUUGAAAACACAUCUUUUCUCAAUAAUCAAGCUCCAUUUGGUGGUGCAUUGUUGCUUCGUUAUGAUGGUGACAUAUCAAGUGGUGUGACUACAAAAAAUUCAAAGCAAGUCAUCAUUUCAAAUUCAACAUUUAUUGGAAACAUAGCCAGUCAUGGUAUUGUGUAUGCAAACGGCAUGUCGUUAACAAUCAAUGGCAAAAGUUUGUUUGAGUCCAAUGAGGAAAGCUGUAUUGUAUUGAUAUCAUCAUCAUGUCACCUGGAAGGGUAUCCUUGUUUCACAGGAAAUAAAGCUACAGAUGGAGCUGCAAUAUCAAUAAACGACGGAAGCAUGGUCUAUAUGGAUAUGGUUCAGAGAGCUGAAUUUCAUGAGAAUGUUGCCGAUCGUCAUGGUGGGGUAAUAUGGGCAGACCACGAUACUGCCGCUGAAACAUACAAUGAGUUUUUGCUUCAUUCCACAACCUACAUUGAUCCAUCAAGGCCUUGCUGCAUUAGAUUCGGAAAUGAAGCAGGAAUACCAGGACAACAUGAUAUUGUGCAGAAAAAUGGGGCAAGAUUUGUCUUUGACUCCAAUCGAGCUGGAGUGCAAGGGGAUGUCUUUUACUUUUAUAGCUUUCGUCACUGUUGGCUGGGCAACUUUGUCCCAUUACCAUCUCAAAGAAUUGGGCAAGAUGGUCUUAAUGACAAGGCGACAUCUUUUAAGAAUGUUAAAGUCGCUGCCAACAAAAACGCAGUCACAACAGCUGCUUCGGCUCCAAAUUUCUUUGCUCUUGCUGGAGCAAGCUGUCGAUGCUUCAAACCAGUUGGUCCAGUUUACAUUUCACUAGCAAGUUGUUUGGAUGAGAUUGCCCUUGCUGUGUUUUCGAAUGUUUCAGCUUUGAAUCGCAGUGCUGAACUUUUAUCUCGUGAGUUUUAUGAUAUUACGUACAGUGACAAUGGGUUUCUUAAUCCAUCUGCUGGUAUUGGAAUCACUCCUCCCCCAGAACGAUUGUAUUUACCUUGGUCAUUUACUGUUUAUGAUGACACCAAGGAACCAGGAUCUAAACGUAAAGCUUCUUUACAACAAAAUCCAAGUUUGAUUACAUUGACACCUGCUCCUGGAGAGUUUUUCUAUCUCAACUUCACUCUCCACGGACAGUUUAUGGAGCCAAGUGAUACUACAGCAUACAUACAAGUGGAGGCCACUGCAAGUAACUCGGAGCCUCCUGUGCUAUUGGAGUACAAUGGAUUUCUUCAUCCAUCAAAUUCUCGCAUCUAUUUUUCUCCCAACUCUCCUUUAUCUAAUUUGAGACUGCAUGGUUUGACGGGCUCAUCGGGCACACUGGUAGCUCGAACCACGUCACAUGUUCUCGGACUGGAACUGGUUGUGAGAGUACCCUUUAUUUUGAGCAGCUGUCCUUUUGGUUUCUCUUCACCUACUGCAGCCUAUCAAAGGGAAACAGUUGUCUAUUUAUCUGACUUGUUGGUGGUACCACAAAAAGGCACUCCAACAAAUCAACCGACUCCUUUUGCUUGUAACUGCUACAGCAUCAAUGACACAUACAAGAGUGCAGUACUCUACUGUGAUAAUGGGAACACUGCACAUAUUUACCAAUCGAAAUGGUUUGGUGACCCAUCUCCUGUCAACAAUGACAAUAAAACCGACUAUUGCAAUCGCAUUGACUACAAACCAAAUAGCAGUGAAGUGACAUGCCAUGUGGAUCCUCCUAUGAAUGUGGUGAUCGUCAAUAGGAAGGCGGCAUUUGCCGACUGUGUCCUCGACUUCUGCAAAGAAGUGGAGAUGGAAACAUGGACCGAAUCAGAUGGCAUUUGUAGUGAAAACAGGCAGGGACCAUUAUGCGGUGAAUGUAAAGAUGGCUAUGCUGUCACACCGUCAUCCCUGCAUUGUGUCAAGUGUCAAGACCAGCAAGGUCUCAUCAUAUUUUUCACGUUUUUCUUUGGCUUGGUAAUUGCACUUGCUAUCAUUCUAUUGAACAUAACAAUAUCACCACUUGGUGCUGCACUACUUUUCUUCACACAAAUGUCGGCCUUACUUUUGGAUGAUAACAGUGGAACCUACUUUAUCAUUCAUCUCGUCAAUUUGGAUUUUUCAUUUGGUAGGUGUUACUCUUCCAACUUUACUGCUAUUCAGAGAUUGGCAUCACACUUUGUUCCAUCGAUCUACAUGCUCGUAUUGGUCAUAUUGUUCACACUGGUUGCUGGUCGAGUUCGCCGUAUUUCACGUUAUGUGUCUAGACAUUCUUGCCUGGGAGGAAUCUGGUUGAUCAUCUUGUUGUCGUACUUCAGUCUUGCUAAUGUCUGUUUUGGGUUUAUGCAAUGCAUUGAGUUCAGACCCUCUGAUGUUGUUACUUCAACGUAUCGUUUCGUGGAUGAUCCGGGGUAUGCUUGCUACGAGAAUCCACAUCUCGGUUUCUUUAUCUGGUCUUGCCUUGUUGCUGGAUUGUUUGUAUUGCCAUUUCCUAUCGUUGUUCUAUUGCUUCGGCGAUCAACACGUUUCAAGCCAUUUGCAGAUAUUUGCUAUUCAACCUUCAAGGAUUCCCGAUGGUGGUGGUGUGCUGUAGACUUAGAAAGGAGGCUCUUGUUUACUCUGAUCUACACUUUUGUUCCUGGGCAGGACGACCAGGCUCUCAAAAAUACACUUCUUAUCCUGAGCUCAGCAUUGGUACUGCUUCUACAAGGGAUUUCUUGGCCUUAUCGGGCAACAUUUGAUAAUGUAUUCGAAUUACUGCUUUUGUUUGAUCUUUGCUGUUUAAGUUCAAUUUCUGCUGGAUCAGGUGUUGGAACACAUCGUUGGCUUACAGCAGCCUUGAUAUACAUUCCUUGGAUUGUAGCAGUGAUUGUGUGGACUUACCAGAAACGAGAUCGAUUGAUCAGACUUGGUCAGAAAAUAGGCCUUUGCAUGUCAUAUGACAUGGAAUCAUCUCGGCCAGCUGUCUUAGCUAAAUAUAUCACAACAGAAAAUGACAGCAUGUAUGACAAGGAUGACUUGGAGUUGGAAUUGAAGAGAAGAGGUAGUACGAUUGUACUGGCUGGAUUACGAGAUCGUUUACUGGAUGAGAAUGAAAGUUGUAACUAACUGCUGGUUUGAGUAUUGUUGCCUAUGUGAGUUGAGGUUGAUUUUAUGCUCUAGAUAAUUGCUUAACCGCCUCUGUCAUAUUUCACAAGCUAAUAUUUCACAAGCUAGUUAUACCUUGACAAUUGUAUGAAUUAUGUGCAUGCAUUUGGCUGAAAUUUUGUAAACAUUAUCAAUUGCAUUUAGAGCAAGAGUACAAAAACAAAGCAA
This is a messenger RNA of Corticium candelabrum, 4276 nucleotides long. RefSeq lists its product as uncharacterized. The record is from RefSeq and is a predicted model, not a curated record. The coding region runs from base 11 to 4069 and encodes 1352 amino acids. NCBI's taxonomy places the organism in Eukaryota, Metazoa, Porifera, Homoscleromorpha, Homosclerophorida, Plakinidae. The transcript has 10 exons.